Molecule: messenger RNA, 501 nt
Organism: Dentiscutata heterogama
Lineage: Eukaryota; Fungi; Glomeromycota; Glomeromycetes; Diversisporales; Gigasporaceae
Source: the annotation of a GenBank genome assembly
GUGCUCCCGAUGGUAGAUCUGUCAUUGACUGUAAUGACCAAGGUGUUCAAUUUGCCAUUGCUGAAUGUUCUGACAUUACAAUCAAUCAAUUUGAAGAAAAGAAUUGGGAACAUGCAGUUAUUCCUUACGGAUUAGUGCCACCAAUAUUUAUGCCUAACAAAAUCGAUCCAAUUUUAUCUUUAAUACAACACACUACUUUUGCUGAUGGAUCCGUAGCCCUUGGUUUUCUUAUGCAUCAUCAAGUUAUUGAUAACUUUGGUCUUUUUACUUUUAUUGAAAAUUGGGGACGAAGAGCUCGUUUAGAACAGAUUGACCCACCUACCCAUGAUCGAAGUUUGUUAAAAGCAAGUAGUAACCCUCCAACAGAUGUUCCUUCCAAAUACUUUACAAUUAAAUCGGGUCAAAAUCUUUUUUCAGGAAGAAACCCUGUUCCUAUAACUACCAAAAUUUUUCACUUUAGUGACGAUGUGCUUAAGAGGUUACGUGAUUAUUAUUCUGUUG